AUGGUGCUCAGGAACAGCAGGCGUCGCUGCCUUGCUUCAGCUGCCCAUCCCGAAGAAAGCGACGUCGUCAUUGUUGGCGGUGGUCCCGCUGGACUCGCACUCGCCAGUGCUCUAGGAAACUCAGCGGAGGUAUCUAAAUCUCUCCGCGUUGUGCUGGUUGAAGCGGGCGACCUGUCCAAAAUCCGAGACUGGGCUCCUGCUCAGAACAGCUUUUCUAACAGAGUCAGUUCAAUCACGAAUGCGUCCCGAGCCUUCUUGAAGGACAUCGGUGCAUGGUCGCACGUACAGCUCGAUCGUACAGCGCCAGUCGAGGAAAUGCAGGUGUGGGAUGGAAUCUCAGAUGCUCGCGUCGCCUUCUCUGCUGCAGAAAUGAUGACACCGGAAAGAGUUGCCCUGGACGAGAUGUCUCGACUAGUGGAGAACCUCAACCUACAACGUGCCUUGCUGCGUCAUAUCUCGAGUAUGCCCGGUGUCAGCAUCGUUGACAGAACGAAGGUUCAGUCGAUUGAGAAGGAAGAGCGCGAGGGCAACGGCUGGCCCCUGGUCCAUCUCUCUGAUGGUCGUGUUCUGCGUGCAAGGCUCCUCGUUGGCGCAGAUGGUUUCAAUUCUCCCGUACGCUCGUAUGCAGGCAUAGAGUCGUAUGGGUGGGCAUACGACACACAGGCUAUCGUUGCGACGAUGAACCAUCAUCCUCGCACUGCGUUCGAGCCUCCGAACACUGUCGCAUACCAGCGCUUCCUCCCUACUGGACCCAUCGCCUUCCUACCGCUCUCGCAUACAUCUUCCUCUUUGGUUUGGUCUACUAAGCCUCCCCUCGCAAAGGCACUUCAGGCGUCGGACCCGGCUGUCCUGGCUGGUAUGAUCAAUGCCGCGUUCCGCCUGCCCGAAGUGUCAAUGCGAUACUUGCACAACCGCGUAUUGGAGGCUCAUGCCGGCGGUUCCACGCUCUUAUCGGACGAACUGAACAAGGAGAUCGCCUGGCGAGAACAGUCGCACAACGUCGAUCCUCGCACCGCAUACUCCGUAACAGCGCUCUCAAGGUCAGCUCCUGGCGGGAUCCCGCCGGCAGGCUCGGACCUCCUUCCGCCCUUCGUUACGAGUAUCCAAGAGGGUACCAUCGCCUCCUUCCCGCUCCGCAUGAGCCAUGCGGACGCGUACGUCGGAGAGGGCCGCGGAGCGCGUACAGUCCUUGUCGGCGACGCAGCGCACACAAUCCAUCCGCUGGCUGGGCAAGGCCUCAACCUAGGCCUCGGAGACGCUGAAGCGUUGGCACACUGCAUACAUACGGCGGUGCGAAACGGCGGUGACGUCGGUUCUUACACAGCUCUUGCCCCAUACGCGCGGGACCGGUACUUCGAGAACCACAAAAUGCUUUCGGCCGUCGACAAACUGCACAAGCUGUACUCAGCUACCGCGGAGCCUGUCGUUUGGGCUCGCUCCGUCGGCCUAGAAGUUUUGAACGAGUUGGACACCAUCAAGGCGGCUCUCAUGAUGUCAGCCGGGAGUGCCCGUCGUACAGACCCGGCAUCCGUUGGAUGGAGUGUCGCGGCGAGUAGUCUUGAGACAGUUGCUCGCAGUGUUAAUAGUGCGAAAAGUGUGGGCGACACUAUUGUAGGACUUGCUGGCGCGACGGCACAAGGCCUGUUGAAGCGACUCUCCAAUUCCAGCCGGCCUUAG
Messenger RNA from Rhodofomes roseus, 1677 nucleotides. RefSeq names its product ubiquinone biosynthesis hydrox. The record is from RefSeq and is a predicted model, not a curated record. Gene Ontology annotation, molecular function: FAD binding; oxidoreductase activity, acting on paired donors, with incorporation or reduction of molecular oxygen, NAD(P)H as one donor, and incorporation of one atom of oxygen; 2-octaprenyl-6-methoxyphenol hydroxylase activity. Gene Ontology annotation, cellular component: mitochondrion. The transcript has 6 exons. Gene Ontology annotation, biological process: ubiquinone biosynthetic process. The coding region runs from base 1 to 1677 and encodes 558 amino acids. Lineage: Eukaryota; Fungi; Basidiomycota; Agaricomycetes; Polyporales; Fomitopsidaceae.